AUGUCUGCCGUUGCAGCUGCUAUAAACAACCGAAGCUGUGUAAAGGAUGCUGAUCGAAUCAGCAACUUGCCACUAGAUUCAACUCAUAAAAUCCUACAACGUUUACCACUAAAAGAAGCCGCUAAGACAAGCGUGUUGUCGCAACAUUGGAGGUUUCAAUGGGCCUCUAAUCAACAACUCAUACUUGAUGAGUCAUUUUGUAAGAGCAUCCAAGAGGGAAGAAACGAAUCUGCGGAUAUCUCAUUGAUUUACUCAAAUGUUGUCAACAAAAUAAUACUUAGUCAUGUUGGUCCGAUAUCUAAGUUCGUGCUUUACGUUCCCUCUUGGUUUCCGGGAGAAACAUACAUAUGGAUACGGUGUGUCUGUGCCCAUGACGUAAAGGAGCUCACUCUGGUGUUUGCUCCUCCUCUACUAAAGAAUUUGCCUACAUGUUUGUUUAGUUGUUCGGGCUUGACACAUUCGACCCUCAAAAGAUUCAAACUCCUCUCUCUACCUCCAACUUUUACGGGCUUUCCAUGUCUAAUCCAUCUUGAAAUUGAAGCUAACAGGUUUGAAUGUAUUGAUGCAAAAAUGUUGGAAUCUUGUAUUUCAAGAUGCCCACAGCUAGAGAGCCUCCAUCUAAUGAUUUAUGAGCCGGUGAAUAAUUUGACAAUACUUGCUCCAAAACUUAAGGAUUUGCUUGUGAGAGGCUGCCUUAAUAGUUUAUGCAUAAAAGGAGCGAUGCCUACUAUAAAAUCAGUAGUCUUGGAUAGUGGUUUGUAUCAUAGCGACAGCAUGAACAAGAUCAUCAGUUCCUUGGCAAGUGUUGAGAUGCUCGUUCUUGGGACAUUUGUUUGGCAGUACUUCCAUCGUUAUAAUCCUCCAAGAAAUUUUCCAAUAAAAUUUGGACAAUUGCGAACAUUGAACAUUGUAGAUAUAUAUCUACAUACUCAAUCCCAAUUUUCUUUUGUUCUUUACUUGUUCGCGAGCUCCCCAAAGUUAGAGCGCCUAUCCAUUCAAGUUAAAGAAACUAAAAACGGCAAUGAUGCUCAAAUCAAACGCUCUUUCAUCUUUGAAAGCCUUAGAAAAGUGAAACUCAGUCGUAUAUCAGGUUGGAGAAAUGAGCUACAGCUAUUGGAAUAUAUUCUAGCCCAUUCUCCAGUUCUUGAGGAAAUGACUAUUGAGCUCAGUACGAAUAUAGCAGGAGCUGAAGAAAAGUUUAAUUUCGCAACGGAGGCAAUGCGAUAUCGUCGAUCCUCACCUAAUGCUGAGCUAAAAAUCAAGACUAAGUAA
Messenger RNA from Chenopodium quinoa (quinoa), 1272 nucleotides. RefSeq names its product F-box/FBD/LRR-repeat protein At1g13570-like. NCBI's taxonomy places the organism in Eukaryota, Viridiplantae, Streptophyta, Magnoliopsida, Caryophyllales, Amaranthaceae. The transcript has 3 exons. Bases 1 to 1272 code for a protein of 423 amino acids. The record is from RefSeq and is a predicted model, not a curated record. Gene Ontology annotation, molecular function: protein binding.